Rotaria socialis is the source of this 2073-nucleotide messenger RNA. The record is from the annotation of a GenBank genome assembly. Lineage: Eukaryota; Metazoa; Rotifera; Eurotatoria; Philodinida; Philodinidae.
AUGCCAAUGGUUUUCAAUACUUUAUCGCCAACUGAUAACAUGUUUGAGUCUUUACCAUCAUCAUUUAUCGAACAUUCAUUGCCCGAUGAACGCAAUUUCACUCCGGCUGACUUGUCAAAACAAAAAUUGGUUUUGAAAAGACAAGAAAAUCCAACUAAUGAUACAUAUGCAAUAGCUAAUCGAUAUCAUCGAUUGAAAUUAUCGUCAACUGAAAAUUUAACAUCAACAACACAGUCGAAUGAUCAAUCAGCAGCAGCAGAAACCGACAUCGAUGAACGACCCAUAAAUACUAUGUGGAAAUCUUCAUAUGACCAUCAUCUGUCAAUGGUCGCUACGAAAUCUUUAUCUGUAAUGGAAUACUAUCCAAAUGCAUCAAUGACUUCAUAUUCAUCAUCGUCUUCAGUUUCAUCGUCGGAUUUAAGUUUAUUUAAUAGUGAUUCUCGUCAUAGUGAUAAAUCCGAAGUAAAAACAUUUUCAUCAUCGUCCGGUUAUGAUUCAUCAUUGAACUCUAUUCCUGAUAAUUUUCGUCCGUUGUCGCCAAAAUCGAUUUCAAUUUCGAAUACUAAUCUCGUUGAACAAUUUACUGAUUUACAUCUGCAAAAACAAUCGUCAUUCGAUCGUGAUUUAAUCUCUUCGUCGACUUCAUCAUUGAGUUCGUCGACAAGUUCAUUUUUUUCUCAGGAUCUAUUAUCAACUAUUAAUUCACCUUCAUGUUGCCGGAAAUUUCUUAUUCAUAAUCAAUUAUCUAGUGAUACUGAUGAUGAUUCACAAGCAACAACUAUACCAACCAACUUAUUGUCUUUAAAACGACAAAAUAAACGACCCAGAAGUUUACCUAUAGCGAUUCAACAACCGAAAGUUGUCUUAAACGAUGAUGAUACGGAUAAUAGUUCUCAAAGUGCAUCUCUAUGUUGCUAUUCGAUAAAUGUACCAGACAAAACCUGUAUUCAAACAUGUGAAUUAAGUUCUGCAGCAUCGACGAAUGGAGGAUUUUCGGAAAAUAAUUUAAUUCCAACAUCGAUUGAGAAAUUAGAUAUCAAUGAACAAAUAAUGGUCAAUCAAAAAAAUUCAUUAGAUCAUUUCAUAAUGAGUCCAACUGAUAAAGUUAAAAUACAAAUGAAAUAUCAAGAAAACAACGUAAAAAAUAAUGAAUUGAAAAUUUCUCAACCUGAAGAUAUUGAUUUUAAACGAUCCAAGCUAAAAGCAAUUCGAGUACUAUAUCAAAAUCGACUCAACUUUAAUAAUAUUCAAUCUCCGGUGACACAUCAAAAUUUAAUUGUACCUUCUUCAAGAACAGAAAGCUAUUGUCGUUCGCCAUUAGCUAAACGAACUACUAAUCCGCGUUUAUUGCGAAGUGUUCUAUCGUGUAGUGUAUUCGAAGUUGACGAUGAACAUGAAGUCGUUUCAUCAGCAACUCGAGCCAACUCUAGUGGAUCCCGUGAAAAAGCUCAUAUAGAAAUAUUUAACUGUUUGCGUAUCAACUUCACAGAAUCGCUAUUAAAUGGAAAAAUUCUUCCUUGUGGUGUACUCGAUGGCUUUACAGUUAAACUAGGCGCAAGUGGACUAUUUAUACCUAAACAAGUCAUUUUACCUGUGACAACUUUUUGGUUUAAUGUAUCUGAACAUCCAGCAGCAUCACCUUAUCUCGGAUUUAUCAAUUUGCAAUGUUUGCCGAAACGUGGUUAUCACACACCAACCAAAGGAACUAUAACCUUAGCGCUGUUAAAUCCAAAUGGAACAGCAGUUCAUUUGUUCCUCAUAUUGUACGAUUUAAGUGAUAUGCCACCGGAUCAUCGUACAUUUAUUCGUCAACGAGUUGUUCUUAUGCCUGAAAAUACCAGCGAUGAUAACAUGCAUGAACAAUCAACAGUAACAUCCUCUAAAGAAAAUCUCAGAUAUUUAGCUCAUAUUCGUUUUGUAACAUCACAAACUGGUAAACUCUAUAUGCAUUCCGAUAUAAGAUUGAUAUUUGCACGUAAUAAACUCGAUUAUGAUGAACGUACAGGGCAUGGCAAGCCUCAAUUGACGACAUCAACAGACAUGCCAACGCCAAAAUACUGGUCACGUAAAUAG